UGUUCACAUGCUUAGAACUGAAGCUUUAAAAAUUGGCAGUGCUGUUUAAGCAAACAAAGCCAGUUCGUUGAACGCAAUGAUUAACAGGAAGUUGGGGAGCGGACACAGUUGCCAACCCUUGGCUGGGAGAAGAGGCUGGGGUAGAAGUCGUAGGGGGAUGACUUGCAGAAUGGUGAACUCAGUCCUUGGUGUUUUUACGGUAGUGAUAGGUGGCUGCAUUAGAAUCGGAAUCUCCCUGAGGCAGCUUGUUUUUGUGUGGUAACAGGUUGCAGGUUAACGGGAGCCGGAGCAAAGCAAAUCCAAAGAAGCUACUUCAGAAAUGUGUCGAAGAAAGGUGGAAAUGAAACACAGUGGAGAAUGAGAAGGGAAGGAAGACAGCGAAAGGACAAAACGGUCAACUGGAAGGGCACGGAGCAGCUGAUCAGAAUUGUGUCUACCGAGAGGAUGAUUUAUGGAUUCUGGAGAAAAUGUAAGUUAAAUAUAUCUAUACUCUGAUCAGCUCUUGAAAAACAUUUCCCUCACUUUCUGGUCUUGAAUGAUGGUCUCUUGGAAGCAUUGUCUUUUUACUGUGUCUCUUAUCACUGCCCUGAUUUUUGUAUUUGUUUACAAUAAUGAGUUAUGGGAGGAGAAGCAUUUUCUGAAGGCAUCUCUGUCCAAUGCUUCACUGUUAGCACAAGUCUGUCAUCAGAUUUUUAAGGGGAAGGUUUUUUACCCAAGAGAGAAUGCACUGAAAACUACCCUCAGCAAAUCUACCUGUUAUGAGUACAUGGCUCAAAGUCACUAUAUAACAGAAACACUAUCAGAAGAGGAAGCAGAGUUCCCUUUGGCUUAUAUGGUGACCAUCCAUAAAGACUUUGGCACUUUUGAGAGACUCUUCAGGGCAAUUUACAUGCCCCAAAAUGUCUACUGUGUUCACAUGGAUGAGAAGGCAACAGAUACAUUUAAAGAUUCAGUGAAGCGAUUACUGAGCUGCUUCCCAAAUACUUUCCUGGCCUCUAAGAUGGAGCUGGUUGUCUAUGGGGGGAUCUCCAGGCUCCAGGCUGACCUGAACUGCCUCAAAGACCUCGUGGUGUCUGAGGUGCCCUGGAAGUACGCCAUCAACACGUGUGGGCAAGACUUUCCCCUGAAGACCAACAAGGAGAUCGUUCGGUAUCUGAAAGGCUUUAAAGGGAAAAACAUCACCCCGGGGGUGCUGCCCCCAGCUCACGCCAUUGGACGGACUAAAUAUGUCCACCAGGAGCUAUUAAGAAAAAAAAAUUCCUACGUGCUUAAAACAACAAAAUUAAAAACUCCACCUCCUCACAACAUGACCAUUUACUUUGGUACUGCCUAUGUGGCCCUCACAAGGGAAUUUGCCAACUUUGUCCUCCAAGACCAGCGUGCGCUUGACUUACUCUCCUGGUCCAAGGACACUUACAGCCCUGAUGAGCAUUUCUGGGUGACGCUCAAUAGGAUCCCAGGUGUCCCUGGCUCCAUGCCAAAUGCAUCAUGGACUGGUAACCUCAGGGCUAUAAAGUGGAUGGACAUGGAAGAUAAACACGGAGGCUGCCAUGGCCGCUACGUACACGGCAUCUGUAUCUACGGAAACGGAGACUUGAAGUGGUUGAUUAAUUCGCCCAGCCUCUUCGCUAACAAGUUUGAGCUUACCACGUACCCCCUCACUGUGGAAUGCCUGGAGCUGAGGCUUCGAGAAAGAACCCUAAAUCAGAGUGAAACCGUAAUUCAACCCAGCUGGUAUUUCUGAUCCCCUGUAACACGGGCUCAGCGGGCGCCCGAGGCCGGGGAGAAGAGCCUUGCUUCGUGCGAGAACUCUGCCUCGUUUAGGGGAGGAGGUGCCGGAGUGAGGUUAGGGCUGCAGAACCUGGCCCUGUCGUUCUGUGUGAAGACAUCUGUGGACACUGUGAACUCUGCCCAUCAGGGUGGUUCCCCGGGGCGAGGCGAGCCUUUUGGCCUCACCAGUGGCCUCCCGAUGUUCCUUCCAUGUGGGGCUGAUGCUCUGAUCGGUGAUAAAUUGAACUGACGUCAGACCUUGGCACCAGAUGCUCACUGGAGAGACACGUUUUCAUGAAAAGGAGAACUGUAGAUAAGAAAAGGAGAACUGUUGAGGGAAAUAGGAAUUGUGUCUCUUUGAAGGAGUCUUCUCUGACAGGUCUGUAGCUACGCAUUCAUGGACACAAGUCCUCUCUGCUCAGCUGCGUGGAGGCAUAGAAACAGCUUUCUGGGCAACUCAGCCAUCUCCUUUAGAACUUGAGCUACCACAAGGGAGAACUAGGUCUUGUUCCCGAGUUCCAACACUAGCAUUUCCGGUUGACUGUGUCUGGAGUUCUGUGUAGAAGGUAAAGUCAUUGACAGGAGGCGGGAUAUGCUUUUCGGACAGUGGCCACUGCUUCCUGCUUCAGCAAAGGGAUCCCAGGGAAACUGGACUUUUCUUGGGGUGUGUCUAGAAUGUGCGCUAGUCCCCCUGCCGUUGCUUUCCAUGGAGAACGCCGAAACGUUCCCAAGAAUGAAGAUAUUUCUAGAAGAGAGGUGCUAUUGCGUGAAUCUUGUCCCGAGUCUCUAGCCUCAGAAUGAGUCACUUUCCUCUUUGGUCACCACCCUCCAUCCCCACCGAAGUGAUCUUACCUGCAAAAUGGAGUCCAGUUUCUACGCCAUGAGGCUUCAAGGACUCCAGAGUAUUCUCUGAGUAGGUUUACAGUGCUUAGUGCUAGUAAGAGCCACUAGGUUUCUAAGAGCUCUCCACUGUGAUGAGCCUUCUGUGUCACCGAUCCCUCGUCUCGUUCCUUUAUCCAACUCAUUCAUUCAGCAUGCAGUCAGUACAUAUUUGUUGAGUGCCUGUUGUACACCACACCCAUCUUGGACACCAGGAGAAAAGGGAGACAGAAGCUUUUUCACUCUAAAGUUCUUGGUAAUAGCAUCAACUUCGAAAAGGCAGCUGUAGAGAAUCUCCCGGAUUGCUUGUAUUUUAAUACUUUCAUGUGCAAAGUUAUAGAUUUGGGAUAUCAGGCCAAGAAUAUGAGUAAUUAGAAAUUGAGGUCUGGCGGUCCCUAGGUGGCUCAGUCUGUUAAGCGUCUGCACUCAGCUCAGGUCAUGAUCCUGGAGACCUGGGAUCGAGCCCCACAUCGGGCUCCCUGCUCCACGGGGAGUCUGCUUCUCCCUCUCCCUCUGCCCUUCCCCAUCCCACCCUCCAUUCAUUCUCUCUCUCAAAUAAGUAAAAUCUUUAAAAAAAAAAAAGAAAUCAAGGUCUAAAUCAGAGAUAUUAGAGAUCAUUGCAAAGGGAGAAGGGUAGGAAUAGACAAGCUAAAGCCUGUUGCGUUGUAGGCAUCCUGACAGCUCCCUUACGGCUCGUUGCGCUAAAACCUUACAACACCUGGGAGGCUCACAAGAUUGCCUCCAUUUUGCAGAUGAAGUGAGGCUUACAGACUUUAUUAAUAAGCGUUAGGAAACAAAUUCUCUGAGGAUAGGGGUGUUCUUACUGGUCUCCUUCGUUCGAUUUCCUGAGAUGGAGUAUUUAGAGAAGGUGAAAUAAAGCCAUAUUUAGUAUACCAGAGACGGUAGGUUUUAAGAAGAAGGGUCUCAGCAUUAAUGUGAGAAAAUGUGCUGUCACCUCAGAAAAAUGUGAAGUCUACUCUUAUCCUCCUAAAUCCAUUAAGUUCCUUAAUAUUUAUUUAUUCUAACAAAAAAAAGUUACUACAACUAAUGAUAUCUUUAAUUCACAAAUUUUAUUCUUUUUUCCUGUGACUGUGCCUGUUGAGUGUUAAUUGUAUUUAAGGGAGUGGCUUUGAAGUAAAGCCGCCUUUUGUUCCUGCUACUGAAAAAGAUGUAGCUGUGCAGAGUGGUAAAGGCUUGAAGCAGAGGAAACACACCCAGAGCUAAUGGAGUCUAAGAACCAUCUUUUUUUUUUUUUCCACUUUAAAUGACCCCACCCGAGAAGAAGGAAUGUUUAACACUGGAUCUUUCUCAUCUAGAACGAGACUCUUUUUUGGAGUAGAAGAUGUUUAUAUGUCUGUUGCUGGUCAUCUCUGUGUCUUGCAUUUUUUAAUAUUGGAAGAUUGUAGUGUUUGGGCCAGUGGGUUUCUGCUAGCCCAUGGGGACGGUUGAAACUACUAAAUCCAUCCUUGAUUGCAAUGAUGUUCCACGUUGUUGUCUUAGAAAUAAAUUAAUAUAUUGUUUUCA
Lutra lutra (Eurasian river otter) is the source of this 4173-nucleotide messenger RNA. RefSeq names its product glucosaminyl (N-acetyl) transferase 2 (I blood group) (gene GCNT2). Gene Ontology annotation, biological process: transforming growth factor beta receptor signaling pathway. The transcript is spliced from 3 exons. NCBI's taxonomy places the organism in Eukaryota, Metazoa, Chordata, Mammalia, Carnivora, Mustelidae. The record is from RefSeq and is a predicted model, not a curated record. Bases 536 to 1744 code for a protein of 402 amino acids. Gene Ontology annotation, molecular function: acetylglucosaminyltransferase activity. Gene Ontology annotation, cellular component: membrane.